This is a messenger RNA of Babesia microti strain RI, 465 nucleotides long. RefSeq lists its product as hypothetical. The record is from RefSeq and is a predicted model, not a curated record. NCBI's taxonomy places the organism in Eukaryota, Apicomplexa, Aconoidasida, Piroplasmida, Babesiidae. Bases 1 to 465 code for a protein of 154 amino acids. The transcript is spliced from 5 exons.
AUGUACAAUAUUUUAUGGAUAAUUACAAACAAUGUGCCUUUUUGGAUUAGUGGAUUGGAAUGCGAUGAAUGGAUAGUUGAUGUUAUAAAAUUUUUUGAUAUAUACAAACAAGAGCUAUCUAUCCAAAUUGUUGAAUGUGAAUCAGUCAACGAAAUUAGAAAAAUAUUAGAUACGUUAAAUGUUACACAUCAACCAAUAAUUUCACACCAUUGUUCUAUUCCUAUACACAUUCAGAAUACCAAUUUAACAAUACACUAUCCUAGAGGAAGUGAUUUGUAUUAUAAAACAAAUGAAUUUGUCCCUAGAUAUCAAUUAUAUCUGGAUAUAUUGAGAAAAUUUGGAUGGGAUCCUGUCUCAAUUUCACCAAUUGAAUGGAAUAGGAUUAGGAAUAAUCAAAUUGAUGUUUGCAAGAGUUAUAUUAAGAAGAUUUUAUUAAAUUACUAUAAAAAAUUUAUCAUCAAAUAA